AUUAUCACUACUUGCCAUUUGAGGCCAAGAAGCCAUGUGUCUACUUCAUAAGUUCGUGGGGAGAUCAGACCUUCAGGCUCCAUUGGUCCAACAUGCUGGACAAAAUGGCAGAUAACCUAGAAGAAAAUUUAGAAGAAGUAAAAGAAUUGAUCAAAAUUUCAGAGGAGGAGUCAGAAGGGAAAAUAAAGACUGCUCUCAACAACUUUAUCAGUCAAAGCAGUGCCUUCAUCUCUCAAGCAGAAAAGAAACCCAAAAUGUUGAACCAGACCACUUUGGACAAGAAACGACUCACAUUAUGUUGGCAAGAACUGGAGGCGAUGGCCAAUGAUGCCAAAGGACUCAUCCAGCAGCAAAAGAAGAAGAUGUCUCUAGAUGAAUUAAUUAAUGAAGCUCAGAACAUUGUGGACAAAAUCCGGUUCUUGGUUGAUGAGCCACAACAUACGAUCCCCGAUGUCUUCAUUUGGAUGCUCAGCAAUAAUAAACGAGUGGCCUAUGUGAGGAUUUCAUCCAAAGACUUGCUCUAUUCCCCUGCUAAUGAGCAGAGGGGAAAACACUGUGGGAAACUUCAAACUCACUUUCUGAAACUUCCAGGAAGACGUGUGGCAGGUUGGACUGUGCAAGGAAAGGUGGAUGUAUACCUUUGGCUAGGCUCUGCCAAGUACUCCGAUGCCAUUUUGGACAACUUGCCUAUAGGAUAUGAAGCUGAGAUACCAACCAAAGCCAGUGGUACCAGUCACCCCCCUGCCAGUCUGACCUACCAGGCCCAGCACAUCUUCCAGUUAAGAGCACACAUGUACCAGGCCAGGGGACUCAGAGCUGCAGAUAGCACUGGACUCUCUGAUCCCUUUGCCAAAGUCACCUUUCUAUCACAUUGUCAGACCACAAAGGUUAUAUCCCAGACACUAUCCCCUACCUGGAACCAGAUGCUACUGUUCAACAACAUCUCACUUUAUGGGGACCAAAAGGAAGUGGCUGAAUCCCCACCCCUAGUUGUGGUGGAGCUCUAUGACAGCGAUGCAGUGGGGAAACCAGAAUAUUUAGGAUCUACUGUGGCUGCUCCUGUUGUGAAGCUUGUAGACCAUGAAUAUAAACCACCUAGACUUUCCUAUCACCCAAUCUUUUGUGGCAAUCUUGAUGGAGGAGACCUCCUUGCAGUAUUUGAACUCUUUCAGGUUCCUUCCUCAGGCCCACAAGAUCUUCCUCCUAUUGACCAACCCGAUGUUGCCCAGAUCUAUCCUGUCCCUGCCAACAUCCGUCCUGUGCUGAGUACUUACAGAGUAGAGGUUCUCUUCUGGGGUGUUCGUGAAAUGAAGAAAGUCCAGUUGCUCUCAGUGGAUCGUCCUCAAGUCCUCAUAGAAUGUGCUGGGAGAGGAGUCAAAUCCUGUGUAAUUCAGAGCUACAAGAAUAACCCUAACUUCAACAUCCAAGUGGAUUGGUUUGAAGUGGAAUUGCCAGAGAACGAGCUCCUCCAUCCACCUCUGAGCAUCUGUGUGGUAGAUUGGAGGGCUUUUGGGAGGAGCACCCUUGUGGGCACCUAUACUAUCAACUGCCUCAAGCAAUUUUUGGGCAAAUCCAGGGAGCUCCCUGCCCAGGUCUCUGAAGUAGAUACAGCCCAACAAGUUCAAGCUGCACCUGAUUCACCAGUAGACACAGAACCAUCUGGAUCACUCAUCUCAUCCCAGGACCUUCCACCAGAUCAUAUCUAUGUUCAAGUAGAGCAGCCACCCACUGUGGUACUGGACACAGCCCAAGUUCAGACAGCCAGCCUAGCUCCCUUGGAUGUCCCUGACUCCUCACCCAUGCUGGAGCCUGAAAUCAAGCCUACAACUCUUGAGCUACCUAAGAAGGAAAAAGUAAAGGAUUCCAGGAAACUUUCCAGAAGAUCUACCAAAAGGAAAAAAAGGACCAUAGCAGAUGAGUCUGCAGAAAAUGUCAUUGAUUGGUGGUCCAAAUAUUAUGCUUCCCUGAAGAAAGUAUCAAAGGAAAAAGAGAGAAAAGACAACAAAGAUACCAAAACAGACGAGGUGGUAGUGACUAUAGAAGACACGCCAAAGAGGAAGAAAGAUAAAAUGUUCAAGAAGAAACCAAAGGAAGCAAACAUACCAAACCUAGCCACCUUGAAGAUAUAUGAUGGAGAUCUGGAGAAUGAAUUUAAUAAUUUUGAAGACUGGGUGAAAACCUUUGAGCUCUUCAGAGGCAAGUCCAUGGAAGAUGAUCACAGUAUCGAUGGAGACCGAGUAAUAGGGAAAUUCAAGGGCUCCUUCUGCAUUUACAAAAGUCCAGAGGACCCCAGCCUCGAGGAUGGAGGACAGCUUCGAAUCCAGCAGGGGAUUCCACCCAACCAUUCUAUCAAAGUCCUCAUCAGAGUCUAUAUCGUUGCUGCAUUUAACCUCAGCCCAGCUGAUCCAGAUGGUAAAUCUGAUCCCUAUGUUGCUCUAACCCUUGGCAAAACUGAUAUUAAGGACCGGGAGAAAUAUAUUCCCAAACAACUGAAUCCAGUAUUUGGAAGGUCAUUUGAGAUUCAGGCUACAUUUCCUAAAGAGACUCUGCUCAUAGUUCGGAUAUAUGACCAUGAUAUGAUUGGGUCAGAUGACCUCAUUGGAGAGACCAAAAUUGACCUGGAGAACCGCUUCUAUAGUAAGCACCGAGCAAUCUGUGGCUUACAGAGCCAGUAUGAGAUAGAAGGGUACAAUGCCUGGAGGGACACAUCCAAACCCACUGAAAUACUCACCAAACUCUGCAAAGAUAACAAGCUGAUUGGGCCUUACUUUCGACCUGGGGAGAUCCAGGUUGGAAACAAGAUCUUCUCUGGGAAAACAGUCUUCACUGAAGAGGGCACUGAUGAGGUUGUUGAAUCUUAUGAGCACUUGGCACUCAAGGUAUUACAUUCCUGGGAUGAAAUCCCAGAAGUUGGAUGUAAGCUUGUUCCAGAACACAUAGAAACCCGACCUUUGUAUCACAAGGAUAAGCCAGGAAUGGAACAGGGUCGCCUGCAGAUGUGGGUAGACAUGUUUCCCAAAGACAUGCCACAGCCUGGACCACCUGUUGACAUCUCUCCAAGGAAGCCAAAAGGUUAUGAAUUGAGAGUGAUAAUCUGGAAUACAGAAGAUGUCAUUUUAGAGGAUGAAAAUAUCUUCACAGGGCAAAAAUCAAGUGAUAUUUAUGUUAAAGGAUGGCUAAAGGGCAUGGAAGACGAUAGACAAGAGACAGAUGUGCACUAUAACUCUCUGACUGGAGAGGGCAACUUCAACUGGAGGUUCCUGUUUCCAUUUCAGUAUCUCCCUGCCGAGAAGCAAAUGGUCAUCUCUAAAAGGGAAAACAUCUUUUCCUUGGAAAAGACAGAACGGAAGAUUCCAGCUGAGCUUGUUCUCCAGGUGUGGGAUUUUGAAAGGCUCUCUUCGGAUGAUUUUCUAGGCUCUCUAGAAAUGAACCUCAAUGGCUUCCCUAGAGCAGCAAAAUCUGCCAAGGCAUGUGAUCUGAAAUCUGGCAGCUUGAGUGAGGAAAACAAAAUCUCCAUAUUCCAGCAGAAGAGAGUGAGGGGCUGGUGGCCUUUUGUCAAAGCUGGAGAGCUCACUGGUAAAGUAGAAGCUGAAUUCCAUUUAGUCACUGCUGAAGAAGCUGAAAAAAAUCCUGUUGGUAAAGCUCGGAAAGAACCAGAACCCCUGGACAAGCCCAACCGCCCAGACACCUCCUUCUCCUGGUUCGUGAGUCCCUUCAAGUGCUUGUAUCACCUCAUCUGGAAGAAUUACAAGAAGUACAUCAUCAUUGGCUUCAUUCUCAUCAUCCUUAUCAUCUUCCUGGUGCUUUUCAUCUACACGCUGCCUGGAGCCAUCAGCCGCAAGAUCGUUGUGGGCUCCUAGAGGACUUUGCUCCUUUUCUGAUUUUAUUUUUCAUUCAUUAUCUUCAUCAACAACAAAUAUUUAUUGCUAUAUGCAGAGACUUGUACUAGAUUCUUCUUGGGUGGGGGCAAGAGUAAUACAUGGAUGAAUGAAGUAUGACCUAAUGGGAAAUUAAGUGCAAAUCACUAAAGACUAAAUAAAAGAAAUGCUCUGGUCUCCUCUUGUCACAUAGAACCUUGCUCGCCAGACAGAAUGUCUUCUGAAAUGUCACCCAUUGCCAAGAUUAGAGACUAACUCCUAAUCUCGGUAUACUCCACUGAGACUUUCUUUUGUAGAAAUCAAUCUAUAUUUUGGGUGUAAAUGUAUAUUUUGUCUCAAUCUGGUAGGUUUAAACUAAUGUCUGAAAUUUUAGAACAAAUAUGUUUUCUGGUUCUGAUGAACAUUAUUUAUGACACAAGAACUAUUAUUUCUAAUUAGGUAAAAGCCCUAUCCUGUCCCUUAUGGGUAUAUUUUAUAGCUUUUUAGUGUUUUACAAAAGCAUAUAGUAUCACAUAUGAUCCUUAAAGCAGUGGUAUUAUUGUCAACAUUUUGCAAGUCAGGAAACCUGAAAGAAAUCAGAAAAAAAAAUCACUUAGCCAAGAGCACACAUCUGAUCAGUGAUGGGGCUAGGACGAGAACUCAAGCCUUCUGAUUUCCACUUCAGCCCUCUUCCCUGUACCAUGCUGCCUCCUUUUCCAUAUUUGAAUAAUUAGCUCAAGACAUGGAGUGGUCUGACCAUAGCAGCUGCAUGCCAACUGGAUGAGCCAAUAUCAGACAAAUGGUGGGCUCUGUCAAGUCCCAGAAGCUGAGCCAAGGCUCAUACAAGCAGGAUGCACUCACUUGCUAAUGUUUCAAAUAGGUUGUUCAAUUGUAUAACUAUUAAGUGUCUAAGAUAGGAUUUGAUCUCGAGACCUCCUGAUUCUACAUUCUACUACAUUAUGUAUGUACCUCCUCAAAUAUAGUACUUUCUGCUUUUAUAACAUGAUUUAUUUCAGCUUU
This is a messenger RNA of Monodelphis domestica (gray short-tailed opossum), 4877 nucleotides long. It is a transcript of the gene FER1L6, whose product is annotated as fer-1 like family member 6. Gene Ontology annotation, cellular component: membrane. Gene Ontology annotation, biological process: plasma membrane organization. The record is from RefSeq and is a predicted model, not a curated record. NCBI's taxonomy places the organism in Eukaryota, Metazoa, Chordata, Mammalia, Didelphimorphia, Didelphidae.